GCAGACGGAAGCGCCAAUUGGCGGAAAAGUCGUACUUCCGAUUGCUCGGCUCAUCAGCUUGUCAGACGUAAAGAUGAACGCGCCUCCCGCAUUCGAGUCGUUCUUGUUGUUCGAGGGCGAGAAGAAGAUAACCAUCACCAAGGACACUAAAGUGCCCAACUCAUGUCUAUUCACGCUCAACAAGGAGGACCACACGCUGGGCAACAUCAUACGAGCGCAGCUGCUGAAGGAUCCUCAGGUUCUCUUCGCCGGAUACAAAGUUCCUCAUCCCCUGGAGCACAAGAUCGUCAUCAGGGUGCAGACAACGCCUGACUACAGCCCACAAGAAGCCUUCACCAACGCCAUCACUGAUCUAAUCAGCGAGCUCUCCCUGCUGGAGGAACGCUUCCGGGUGGCCAUCAAAGACAAACAGGAAGGCAUCGAGUGACCCCGUCCAGCCUUCCAUCGUGCAGUCACUUCCACCUCAUUUUGUAAAUAAUCGCCAUUUGUGUUGCAAAGUCAAAUAAAGAUGUCCUUUUGGUAA
This is a messenger RNA of Hippocampus zosterae (dwarf seahorse), 523 nucleotides long. It is a transcript of the gene polr2j, whose product is annotated as RNA polymerase II subunit J. The transcript has 3 exons. Gene Ontology annotation, cellular component: RNA polymerase II, core complex. The coding region runs from base 74 to 427 and encodes 117 amino acids. The record is from RefSeq and is a predicted model, not a curated record. Lineage: Eukaryota; Metazoa; Chordata; Actinopteri; Syngnathiformes; Syngnathidae. Gene Ontology annotation, biological process: transcription by RNA polymerase II. Gene Ontology annotation, molecular function: protein dimerization activity; DNA binding.